Messenger RNA from Microsporum canis CBS 113480, 1980 nucleotides. RefSeq lists its product as hypothetical. Bases 1 to 1980 code for a protein of 659 amino acids. The transcript has a single exon. The record is from RefSeq and is a predicted model, not a curated record. Lineage: Eukaryota; Fungi; Ascomycota; Eurotiomycetes; Onygenales; Arthrodermataceae.
AUGUCGUACCAUCAGCGAACCAAGCGUCACGUGGACGUACUGGAGGCCAUAUUUCCCAAGCAGAAUCAGUAUUAUGCCUCGACCGCCGUGUCCAAGUCUGGCUCUUAUAACGAAGAUGUUGCUGAACGGAACCUUGCAAGUGGCUACCAGAGAUGCGGAAGUGGAAUUAGUCGUUACUCUCAGGUGAUAUCCGCAAUAUACCAAGAAGAUGUAGCAGAUCGGAAUAUGACCCAUUUCAGCCCUCCCAUUGUUGUUUCACCUCCGCCAGGCGAAGACCAAUCUGCUGGAUACAACCAGAGACGUGCCAUGGCCAAAAAGGUGAAGAAGAUCCAGGACGUGUCUGACCCAAAAUCAUCUGACGAGGAGGCCACUCUCAGAAAUAUUGCUUCGGACCAAGACAUCCGCAGGCUCCCAUCUUGUUUAAGUAAUGGCAAGUCAUCAGGCGGAAGGAAGCUGAACACAGAUUCUGAACAGACUGGCUCCUUGCGGUUCAGAAAGUCUGCUCCGGCCUUAUCUGUCCAAUUUGUCGGAGAGGACGAACAGGCCUCUGCUACAGGCUCUUCAGCCGGUAAAAGCCGUCCCCAGGCCAAAAGAGUCCGCCGUACGCGAACACAAUCGGGCAGCAGCCAUGUCAACCGGAAGCCUGAGACCAAGUCAUCAGAUUUACGGCCGGAACAUGAGAACUUAACAGAGGCAAAGGAAACAGCACCCGAAUCGCAAAAUUCGGAAAAUAGCUCCGAUCCUGCAAAUGAUAAAUCAAGCCGGUUGUUGUCUCCAAAUACUGCUAGAAGAGGCUCGAGGAGGAACGUUCAUGACCUCUCCAUCAACACGAAACUGGCUGCUCCGGGAAAAAAGUUUGCAAAAAUAUCAAAAAGGCCGUCCGUGGCAGCUGUUGCGGCGCCACCAUGCCGGGCACCAAAUGCCAGCCUGGAUGAGAUAGUAAACAGCCCGAUAUCUCUAACAAGCCCCGUAAACCCGUCCCCGAGGAUUACGGGAUUUACGGCGGCAGAAAUGCUGAACCUAUUUAAACAAGCAUACGCAGCAUCUCAAACAUCCACCUCUCGCCCUACCUUUGAAUCCCUCCAGGAUGCCAUUAUCCGUGAAAUUAACAGUCACGACGCAUUUAGCCACAUUACCCCCGAGAGUCUUAGCCCUAUCUCCCCCGUGCCAUCCCUUACUCCUGGUUUAAGCUCGGACGGAAGGCAUACAGAAAGAUCUAGUAGCCGACCUGCGACCGCUCUAUCGAGGUGCAAGAGUUUUUCUUCUUUCAGAGACGGAAGCCUAUCCUCUAAAGGAUACUCCCUCCUAGAACACCAUGCAAAACCAGAGCCUCCGAGACGAGAGCUGUCAUUCCCGGCGAUCAAAGAGCAUUGUGACACCGCGACCCGCAAAAGAAGACAUACUUAUUCCCAGUCGGCGUCAGCUCCCCGAGUGCGAAUUGCUGAAUCUGACAAUAUCCCACAUUCACUGGCCAGAUGUGCAACAGGAAAACGACCAAAGUCUUCCGCAGCUGCUGGCCAGUUGCCAAACGCAUGCCAGAUAAAAGGCCCAAUAAAACAGCCAGGUUCAGAUAUGCGCCAACAAGCCUCGCAUGGUUUCUUUUCAAAGGCAGUUUCAAUUCUCCUUGAUUCAUCCGAUACAUCGAAACAUUCACAGUCCACUCAACCCCUCCGCAAUAAUAUACACAGCGAUAGCGCUUCUAGGGUUUCUUCGCCAGGAUUGUCCAUCUUUGACGACGAAGAUGAGAAGCCUUUCACUACCCCCAGAGGAAAACACAAUACCCCUACAAAGCACUCUAAACUACAUCUGUUCAUACCCUCUCGCAAACCCGCACGCCCGAAACAUAUACCCAUUGUCAUUUCUGACGUUACAACCAACAAUGUUCCUGUCAAUCCUCCCUCUGGAAGUACGAAGAAAUCUUCCAGUAGCCCCCUGUCUUCCGGACGAAGGCGAAUGCCAUUUCGAAUAAUUGGAACUUAA